This is a messenger RNA of Histoplasma mississippiense, 1464 nucleotides long. RefSeq lists its product as hypothetical. Bases 1 to 1464 code for a protein of 487 amino acids. The record is from RefSeq and is a predicted model, not a curated record. The transcript has 4 exons. Lineage: Eukaryota; Fungi; Ascomycota; Eurotiomycetes; Onygenales; Ajellomycetaceae.
AUGGGCAUGUCAGACUACGUAAGCCAAUCAAAUCAUGCUUCUGGUCUGGACCACGUGGCUAUGUGGAAGUUCGCAUCUCAAGUUGGUAUUCGAACUGCGGUCCGAGCUGCCUCUACCUCAUCUCAACCCACCAAAGUUGCAGGGGACAUAUCGUCCGUUUUUCCUAGCUUGAGAUCAGACUAUAAGCCAGAGCCCCUCCCAAAGCGGUUUGAAGACCUAAAGUUACGCCUCUUCCUGCGGAAUGGAAGUGCGCUGAAGAACAGUUGGGUUAGAUUAUUAGCCAGCCUUGAGCAUGAAGUGGAGGAGAUUAGGAAAGCUGGCAGUGACGUUAUACCAUCAAUUAAUUUCUCAGAUAUUCUAUCAGGCAAGGUAUCUCCUGGUAAGCUAGCUGAGAUUCGUAGGCGUGGAUGUGCAAUUGUAAGGGCAGUUAUUCCGAAACCAGCGGCUCUCGACCUCAAGCAACAGGCAACUGAAUAUAUCUCUGCCAAUAAAAAUAGCGUGAAAGCAUUUCCCCCUGACUCCCCCGCCGUUUAUGAACUUUACUGGUCACCCUCACAAGUCGCAGCCAGGGCGCAUCCCAAUAUCCUUCGGACCCAGUGCUUUCUACAAGGAAUUUGGCAUUCUUCCGAUCCCAAAACACAGCUCUCCACGACCUACCCUCUUUCCUACGCGGAUCGAUUUCGCAUCAGAAAUCCAGGCGACGCGAAGUUUUGCCUUGGCCCACAUAUCGAUGGAGGAUCGCUUGAAAGGUGGGAGGAUCCUGAAUAUUCAAGUGUGUACCAGAAGAUACUGGAUGGUUCGUGGGAGGAGUAUGACCCUUUUGAUGCACGGCACCGCGUUCACGCGAAAAUGGAUCUUUACAAUGGAGCCGGUGCCUGCUCCAUGCUACGGUUCUUCCAAGGAUGGCUGUCGAUGUCCGACACGGGACCAGGAGAAGGAACAAUGCACGUAUGCCCAAUGUUAAAAUCUAGUACCGCUUAUACCAUUCUCCGCCCAUUCUUUGAUGUCCAGACUUCGGAACCCCUGCUGGAUUCUUCAUUCCCCGGCUCCGUUCCUGGAUCGUGUCAAGAAUACUCGGACCUCUCUCACCCGCACCUCAAGCUUUCCACUACCAUGGUAUCUGUACCCCGGGUUGAGCCAGGUGAUUAUGUUGCAUGGCACUGUGAUUGUCUCCAUUCUGUUGACAAUGAACAUAGUGGUAAAGGUGAUUCGAGUGUGUUGUAUAUUCCUGCGGCCCCGCUGUGCGAGAUGAACGCAAGAUAUCUUCAGAAGCAGCGCCAAGCGGCCUUAACAUAUUCUCCACCAUGGGACUAUCCAAAUGCUGGGGGACCCGGUGAGUUUGGCUUUGCUGGAGCAGUGGAUUGGUCGACGUUGAGCCAUGAUGGUUUACAGGCCAUGGGAAUGGGUGAUGCACCAUGGCAGGUUCAGGGAGCUCCUAGCUUAGUGCCCCAUGUUGAUUAUUAG